CCGAAACUCCGUAAUGACGUCAGAGAAAACUCCUUUCUCAGACCGAGGUUAUUUUUAGAAAGUUUCUUUUCUCGUGUCGCUUUCUUGUUAAAAACCCUUCAAAAUGCCGAAUAAAAAGAAGAAGUUUAUUGACAAAAAGAAUGCUGUUACAUUUCACUUGGUUCACAGAGGUCAGAGAGAUCCACUACAGGCUAGUGAAGAUGCUUCCCAGAGGGUUCUGCUGCCAGUUGGUGAAAAGGAACGUGAUUCAACAAGAAGAGAAGAACAAAAGAAGUAUGGUGUCUUCUUCGAUGAUGGCUACGACUAUCUGCAGCAUUUGAAAGAUGUCAAUGAAAUCAACGAUGUGGAGCCGAUUAUGGAACCUGCCUUUGUCAGGAGUAGAGAUGGCAGGCAGGAGGAGAAGACAGAUUCUGUAACAGAGGGGUUAUCAAAAUUACAGCUACCGUCGUCUGUGUUCGGUUCAGAGCUUGAAACAGAUGUUGGAAUGUUGAACAAGGCUGCGCCAACACCUGGACCUCGGCUCGACUGGGACCCGGAUGUAGUGGCAGCGCUUGAUGAUGAUUUUGAUUUCGAUAACCCAGACAAUGAGUUAGAUGAUGACUUUGUUGUAGCUGCUAAUAUGGAGGUUGAUGAAAGUGAGGGAAAGGAACGAAGGGUUCGUUUUGGCUCUGAUGCAGAUUCUGAUGAUGAUGACGAUAUACCAUCUGAUGAAGCAGACCUCUCCGAUGAUGAUGGUUAUUCGUUUGAAGAGGAAGAGACGAAAACACGGUUUACGAAUUAUUCUAUGACGUCCUCAGUCAUAAAGAGAAAUCAGGGGUUGACACUUUUGGAUGACAGGUUUGAAAAAGUCUAUGAACAGUAUGAUGAUGAUGAAAUAGGUGCUCUUGACCAUGAAGAAAUUGAUGGAAAUAUUCAGCCGGAGAGUAAAAUUUUGACGUCACUGAUGGAAGAAUUUGAACAAGGACAGCAGAGACCGACAUUAAAAGACAUGGUGGAGAAUGCAGAAGACAUUGAGGUCGAAGAGGAGGACUCCGAUGGUCUUGAGCACGAUCUUGUGAAAAUGGUUGUUCAGCCACCGGAGGAAAAGUGGGAUUGUGAAUCUAUAUUGAGUACAUAUUCUACUCUUUAUAAUCAUCCGACGACGAUAAAAGAACCGAAGAAGCCAAAAAAAAUUGUAGUUGACCCACGAACUGGUCUUCCUGAAACAAGCCCGCCAAUGCAAGUUCAAGGACUUACUGAAAAAGAAAUCCAGCAAGCUUUUACAGAAAAGGACAGAGCCGAUAAAGCCUCCACAUUUAGACCCAAGGAUGAAUCUGCUGAGGAGAAGAAAGAUAGAAAACAGGCUGUGAAAGAUGAAAGACGGGAACGACGGGCAGAGAAGAAGGCAACCAAACAGGCAUUCAAAGAUGAACAUCUCAAACAGCAGAAAGAACGACUAAAUGCACAUCGGACUGACUGCAUUCGAAUGUCAUGAUAGUACGGGAAAAUCAUAAUUGGAACAUAAUUUUGAACACUUGAUGAACAAGUCACUUUUUGCCUACUACUGUUGUGGUUUUCUGACAUUCAUGUUGUUUUGCAUCUUCAUUUGACAUGACCGUUUUGUCUGAUUCUUCAGGAAGGCUGGGAAUAGGGCUGCUGGAGUAGCACAGUGGAAAUAUCAGCGCCGAUCAACUCUGAGGUCCCAGUGUUGAAUUGUUGUCAAAUACUGAAUUUGAGAAGAUACAUUGUGCAAUGAAUUUUUUUGUAAGAUACAAAUAUUUGUUGCACAAGCCCAUAUACCGCCCUGUGCCAGGUUUGCAAGGGUUUUGUAAACCAUGUUGAAAUGCUUAAUAAAGCAAUAAAACCUAUGUAU
Messenger RNA from Lineus longissimus, 1852 nucleotides. Its product is annotated as protein LTV1 homolog. Gene Ontology annotation, cellular component: nucleus; preribosome, small subunit precursor; cytosol. Bases 104 to 1474 code for a protein of 456 amino acids. The transcript has 10 exons. The record is from RefSeq and is a predicted model, not a curated record. Gene Ontology annotation, biological process: ribosomal small subunit export from nucleus; ribosomal small subunit biogenesis. Lineage: Eukaryota; Metazoa; Nemertea; Pilidiophora; Heteronemertea; Lineidae.